AGUCACCCCUUGCACAAUCAGCGUCGCCAUGGAGACGGAGGAAAUCAGAGCGGCACACCUGCCGCCCAUCAGCGCCUCGUGCCAAACGGCUAUAAAAGCCGCUGGCAAUCGCAGGAAGGUGAGCAACGUCUCCAGAGCACAGAGAUCACACUCAAGCUUUGUUCUUGUGGUUUUUUUCCAGACUCGGACGAUUGAGCGAACGACCGGAAGGAACGCCCAUCCCGCCCCGCUACUCGCAGCAACUGGACAGGCCGGCCCAACGACUCAUACCCUCCUCGGCUCUGGAGAGUAACGGAUCCGAUGAUAGGAUUGACCCGGCUCCCCAACCCUGUACUUCUUUCGUCUCCUCCGGGAGGCUAUCAAUAAACUUACCCUCCGGGGUCAUACUCUUUACCUACUGUGUACGUGUCGUUGCUCUGCCUGUCACACUGGUGGAGAAUGCGGGCAUAACGACGACCCCGUGACGCCCAUUGCUCUCUCUCUCUCUCUCUCUACUGGUGUAAGCUAUGAUGGAGGAUGUCGUCAGGCGCCUAGCAGAAGUAGUGGUCCGCCAACAGCGAUUCUCGGAACAGCUGGCCCAACGCCAGGAGCAGACCGACCAAGUCGUGGGAUUGCUGAGGGAAAGCGCGGCUGCCCGAGUGCCACUGCCAGAUGCCCGAUCCACAGCCCAUCAACUGAUGACCAAACUCACGGCCCAGGAUGAUAUCGAAGCCUACCUCCACACCUUCGAGGUUAUCGCUACUCGGGAAGCCUGGGACAAAGCAGAGUGGGCGAAGAUCCUGGCCCCCUUCCUGACUGGUGAGGCCCAAAGGGCAUAUGUAGCACUACAGCCGCUGGCCAGUGAGGAUUACGACGCCCUAAAAAGGGAAAUCCUGGCCCGCCUCGGCCUCUCCCCCAUCAGCGCGGCUCAGCAAUUUCAUCAAUGGUCGUACGAAGACCAAGUGCCGGUGCGGGCCCAAGCAGCCAAACUGUCCCGGCUAGGACAAUUAUGGCUGCUAGCGGGAGAACCUUCGGCCUCUCAGGUGGCCGAACGGGUGGUGGUCGACCGGCUACUAAGAGCUCUUCCCCGGCGUUGUCGAACGACGGUAGGCAUGAAAGGUCCCACCACCCUCCGCGAGGUCGUGGAGGCGGUGGAACUGGCCGAGGCCUCGGCAGCCCGAGAUACAGGAGAGAGAGCUUGGGCGCCGCCCCGGAGGGUAAACCCGGCUUGGCGACCACAGGAGGGCACUUUGAGGCCAGUACCCAGACCCGCAGCGGCCACACCACCGGACGAACCGAUGCCCACCGAGCCCUCAUCCCACGGACCCCCCGCUUACUCUUUACCUACUGUAAAGGCUGCGAUGACCAAUGGGUAUAGCUCAAACAGUGCAGAGGACGAGGAAGACUGA
Molecule: messenger RNA, 1388 nt
Organism: Triplophysa rosa
Lineage: Eukaryota; Metazoa; Chordata; Actinopteri; Cypriniformes; Nemacheilidae
Exons: 3
Coding region: 507-1388 (293 amino acids)
Source: RefSeq, a predicted model, not a curated record